Messenger RNA from Sclerotinia trifoliorum, 1457 nucleotides. Lineage: Eukaryota; Fungi; Ascomycota; Leotiomycetes; Helotiales; Sclerotiniaceae. The record is from the annotation of a GenBank genome assembly.
CUAGAAAGUUGGUACGUUCUUAGUGAGCCGUACUACGACAAAUUGGUUAGACUACAUCAUUCAUUUGUAUGGACAGAAAACCUUUCACCACACCUGUAAGCCAAACCUUGUAGUAAGGUUUAACCAGACGCAUUUAAAAAAAAAAGUAUUUCUUUUCCAUAUUUCCACUUGAAUUUUCUGAUAGCAUCAAGCCUCAUUUUCCAUGAUCAGAAUCCUCCAAUCCUCUUACUACCACGUCAACAACCUGCAAAUACAAUCUACAGCGACAGAUUAUCCAAAACUAGGAGCCAUAUCAAUCCACCAGGUCGAAUUAGAAGUAGAGUUAAGAUUGACAACACAAAAAUAUUAUCUAAAGUUCAUGCCGAGAACCAAUCAAGCCAGACAAUCAAUCUUCAACAAGAGCAGUCUCAAGGCGCAAUUCGAGAUAUCUCACAUAAUUCUCCUACUUCUCACUCUAUUAGAACAAAUUCAAUCAAGCCAAAAACAAUGGUGGCACCAAUCAAUCCCCCCACAAGUCAACCCAACAACCCGAGUCCCAAACCUCCUCCAGCUCCAGUCCUCGCACCCACCACAAACACACCAUCAAAGCCUAUGGGCCGAAAGAGCUCCUCGAUCUUCUUCCACCAACCCAUGACCAACAGCAACAGCAAUUGGUCUCCCAACAACUCCAAUCUGCAAAGCGACCGCAGUCUCUUCGUCUCCGUCGAAGGCACAAUGUUCCUUGAUAUCCGCGGUCCUCCUCCUACUACUUCAAACAAACGUCGCAAGAAUCUACAUACACCUAUCCUAGAAGAUGUCCCUGCUUUCUUUCUCCCUGGACCGGCUAAUCGAUCGCUUGUAGAUGCGCUUUCUGCCAUUGAUGUAAAGACCAAUUGCAAAGACACGCAUUAUAGUGUUGGGAGUAUGGAAGCUUUGGAUCUUGCUGGUGAUAAGGAUGCUGAGACGUUUAAGGUGGUUGGAAGUAGAAAAAGAGUAUUGGGGAGUAUGGAGAUGCAGGGUCGUGGUAUUGGGGAAUGUAAUUCUGUGGUCGUUGGUGCGCCGGAUGCGGUUCCUAUUAAGUGUAUGGAGGAUCUUAGGCUGGAUGAUAAGAGGGUUGAUGGUGAUGGGGAUGUUGAUAUGCAUAGUCGCCAUGCUGAAUCACCAAGGCUUGGAAAGGGAAAAAGAAGGUUCAGUGCAGGUGUUUAGCUAUAUCCUGGUACUGACUGACACAAUGAGUCGAUGAGUCGAUGUGGAGGGAUGAUUCCUGUCCCAAAACCGGAUGGAAAUUUCAUGGAUGAUGAAUAGUUUGAGGUUACAAGGGAGAUUUUGGAAUAAGAUUGAUGCUUCAUUGAGCAUAGGGUUUACAUGUUCAUGCAUAUAAUGGGGUACUUAUUUUUCUACGUUUCCUACAGUGUAUUUAGAUGUAUUUCAUAUAUCUAUUUCAUGUAGAUAGCUGGGUGAAUGGAUGAAUAGAUACA